Polychytrium aggregatum is the source of this 1352-nucleotide messenger RNA. Its product is annotated as Ribokinase-like protein. Bases 242 to 1246 code for a protein of 334 amino acids. The record is from RefSeq and is a predicted model, not a curated record. NCBI's taxonomy places the organism in Eukaryota, Fungi, Chytridiomycota, Chytridiomycetes, Polychytriales. The transcript is spliced from 5 exons. Gene Ontology annotation, molecular function: kinase activity.
ACGAAGGGAGCGAUGGAAGGGCCGUGGCGUGCGGGCGGCAGAGGGGGAGCGACGGUGACGCUGGCUGAGUCGGAUUGCUGGGGCGUUGCAAUCGAUCGAUCGGGUGCUGCAGACCCAGACACUGCUUGAUCGCAUCAGGACCGACACGGACGGGUGGACGAUCGAUCGAAUCCAAGCCGACGAACGGGUGGGUGGCCGACCGCCUCGGGUGCUGUGAUCGGUCGUUGCGGCAGACGCCACCAUGCCCAGACAGGUCUCUAUCUUCAUGUACGGCGCCCUCUUCAAGGACAUUAUCCUGGGCGUUGACCGCUUCCCGGCCGAAGACUCCAAGCUUGCGGCCCGAACUGUGCAGACUCGUCGAGGAGGCAAUACCGGCAACUCGCUGGUGGUGAUGUCUCAGUACCUCGGCGAGAGCGACAUCCAUGGACAGAGAGUCGAUGUGGACCUCAACAUGAUAGGAUGCUACGCCGGCACACCCGAGAGCCAGGCAGCCGACGUCAUGGUCACCGACCUGACCAGCCGAUCCAUCUCCAUCUCGAGCUGCAUCUUCCGCGGGCCCGAGUUCACCGACCCUACGUCCUGGAUCAUCGCCACGCCGUCCACCCGCACGAUCGUCAACCACAACACCAUGCCCGAGCUCAGCUCGGCCGAGUUUGAGGCCCACGUCUUGCCCAACAUCGUCUCGGCAAGCGGCGAGAUCUGGGCCCAUUUCGAGGGGCGGAACUGCCUUGAGCUGUCACGGAUGAUCGCUCGGCUCGACCAGUGGCGCACAUCACAGCCCGACCGACGCAUCCGGAUCUCGGUCGAGUUUGAGAAGCCGCGGCGCCUGGGCAUGGAGGCCCUGCUGAAGCAGUGCGACGUGGCCAUCUUUUCGGCAGUAUAUGCGGCCGACUAUGGAUACGAUGCCGACCACCACGACGAGUUUUUGCGAUGGAUCCGGCCCCAAUGUCUGCCUGGAUGCAUCCAAGUCAUCACCAACGGCGAUCGAGGAGCCACACUGGCGCAAGGCCCGACGGACCGGCACGGCGAAUGCCUUCUGACACACAUCCCCGCCGGCAAGGUGUACGGGGACGCUGGGGUCGUCGACACCAUUGGGGCCGGCGAUUCGUUUAUUGGAGGAUACAUCCUGGGAAUGGCGGCUCUGCAGAUGGAUCCUCGACCAGCAUGCGAAUUUGGCUGCCGGGUAGCGAGCGCCAAGUGCGGACUUGUUGGCUUCGACGGCGUUGCACUCUUGGUCAAGCCAUAGGGCAACACUGCAACAAUGCGAGCGGUAUUGUGUCGCAGUGAUGGCUACUUCAUUUUUGUACAGUCGCUGGCUGGCUGACGCCGCAUGUGCCCAGUGGGCAGUACCC